GAUUGCCACUACACAGUCUUUAUACUAGAGCUUGACCUCUGUGUCACUCUCUCAUGUCCGAGUGAACAAAUCCCGCCAAAGAUACUGAGAGACUAAUUGUGAAAUCAAAGAAGUACUCAAAAGCUCGUUAUCUAAAGAAAGAUUCUGCGAAGAUGAGUACUAUGAAAUUUUGUCGUGAAUGUAAUAACAUUCUAUAUCCUAAGGAAGACAAGGAGCAAUCAAUCCUCCUCUAUGCGUGUCGUAAUUGUGAUCACCAGGAAGCAGCGGAUAACAACUGUGUUUACAGAAACGAGGUUCAUCACUCUGUAAGUGAACAAACUCAGAUCCUAUCCGAUGUUGCUUCGGAUCCAACUCUUCCACGUACCAAGGCAGUGCGGUGUGCCAAGUGUCAACACGGCGAAGCUGUCUUCUUCCAGGCCACUGCUAGAGGCGAAGAAGGAAUGACUCUGUUUUUCGUUUGCUGCAACCCGAACUGUAGUCACCGUUGGAGAGAAUAGAAUGAUAGAAGACUACAUUUUUCAAAUGUAACGUGUAUCUGUGUUCCUCUUUAUGAGUUUCAUACAAUUCAAUUUGGAGUCUCCUGUGUAAAAAUAUGAAUACUACGGGACUGUUGUCUGAGCUCUUGAAUUUUCAGGGUCUUUAAUGAUCAUUUUGGUUUUUGUUGGGUCUAAUUAUAAAUUUAUUAA
This is a messenger RNA of Arabidopsis lyrata subsp. lyrata, 686 nucleotides long. RefSeq names its product DNA-directed RNA polymerases II, IV and V subunit 9B. The transcript is spliced from 4 exons. The record is from RefSeq and is a predicted model, not a curated record. Gene Ontology annotation, biological process: transcription initiation at RNA polymerase II promoter; maintenance of transcriptional fidelity during transcription elongation by RNA polymerase II; transcription-coupled nucleotide-excision repair. Gene Ontology annotation, cellular component: RNA polymerase II, core complex. Gene Ontology annotation, molecular function: DNA-directed RNA polymerase activity; zinc ion binding; nucleic acid binding. Lineage: Eukaryota; Viridiplantae; Streptophyta; Magnoliopsida; Brassicales; Brassicaceae. Bases 153 to 497 code for a protein of 114 amino acids.